Phragmites australis (common reed) is the source of this 1744-nucleotide messenger RNA. RefSeq lists its product as uncharacterized. Lineage: Eukaryota; Viridiplantae; Streptophyta; Magnoliopsida; Poales; Poaceae. Bases 503 to 1744 code for a protein of 413 amino acids. The record is from RefSeq and is a predicted model, not a curated record. The transcript is spliced from 2 exons.
CCGGAUGUAAUUGUCAUUCAUUACUUCCCUGAUUGAUAUAUAAACUUAAAGCUGUUGUAGAUUGCAAGUGAAGUGAUAUUUCAGAUUUACAUGCUGUAGAACUGGCCUUACUCUGCAGAUAAUUACAUAUGCAUUGUUCUUAUUCCUUUGGUUGCUUAUGCUGAAUUGUUGACGGCACUGUUAAAUUUCUGGUCUCCUUUCCACAAAGCUCUGGCUUCUAGGAUGCUUGGCCUGUUUUAGGUUGCAGUAUGGUUAUGCCAGCAUUUUCUUACCUCACUGUCGACUGUGAAGCAAGUAGCACUCUAGUUCUUCUAUAAAAAAUCUACUUUUCAAGAUUAUAUGCUAAGUUCGCUGGUCUUUACACGUAGUUUCUUGUCAUUUUACAUGCAGUUUCAUGUCAUUUUACACGCAGUUUCAUGUAAAUAUCAUUUUAUUAUCUAAGUCUUAUCUGGACCAACAAAUCAUUGAUAAUAUAUCUAAGUCUUAUCCUAUCUGCUAGAUAAUGGGCUCUAGGAAUGAGAUUAUGGAAUAUAGGAAGGAGAGAAUUGGGAAAUUCAUGCAGAUGGAAGAAGAGGAUGAUGAACUAUUUUUUGUAAUUGUUCCUGCCAUACUUCAAGGUCUAAAUGAUGAAAAAAGGCCAGUACAUACUUCACAAUAUACUGGUGCUAAAAAGAUGAAAGAAAUUCUUAAGGAGCAUGAGAGUUGGUGUAGGUCAGAGUUCCGCAUGGAGCCGGAGAUAUUUAAGGCUACAUCAAAUUAUCUUAGGCGGGAGGGUCUACUUCGUGACACACGUGGUGUUAGAGUUGAGGAGCAACUGAGAAUGUUUAUGUUCAUGAUCUCGCACAAUGCUAGCAAUGAAAGGAUGCAAAAGGCAUUUCAACAUAGUGGUGAAAUGAUCCACAGGCACAUAAAGGUAUUUUUUGAUAUAAUUCCUACUCUCACCCACAAAUUCCUGAAGCUUCCUAGUUCCAACCAAACUCACCCCAAGAUUGUAUUGGACCCUCGAUUUUGGCCAUUCUUUAAGAAUUGCAUUGGUGCCAUCAACGGCACCCAUGUCCCAAUCACUAUUGCAGAAGAUAAAGCCCCCCCCCCCUCGUAUAGGAAUAGGAAAGGCACACUAUCGCAGAAUGUGAUGGUAGUGUGCGACUUCAAUUUAAACUUCACAUUUAUCUCAUGCGGGUGGGAAGGGUCUGCAUCAGAUGCUGGAGUCCUUAGGUCAGCUAUUACCAUGGGGUUUCACGUGCCAGAGGGCAAAUUCUAUCUUGUAGAUGGUGGGUAUGCAAACACACCAUCAUUCCUCGUGCCUUAUCGUGGAGUUCAGUACCACCUCAGUGAGUUUAGAAGGCGGCGCUCAUCCCAAAGAAGGGAAUAUGCAGAUCACAAGGAGCUAUUCAACCACCGCCAUGCAAUUCUCAGAAACCAUAUUGAGAGGGCUAUUGGGGUUCUAAAGAAGCGGUUUCAAAUUCUGAAAGUGGGUACACAUCAUCCCAUAGAAUCUCAGCUAAAGAUUCCAGCUGCAGCAGCGGUAUUUCAUAACAUAAUUAGAGGCCUAAAUGGAGAUGAGGAUUGGUUGGAUCACCAACCUACUUAUAUCCCACAAAUUGAUUAUGUUGAUCUGCCAGAGGGAGAUGACAACUAUCAAAAUGAUGUGGAGUCAAUGAGCUUACAAAUUGAUGAUGGGACUGUUCUUCGAGAUCAAAUUGCUAUGCAGAUGUGGGACCAAUACAAUCAAAACCGGGCAUGA